UUUUUAUCUUCAGAGAGUAUAUCUCAACAGUUAGUGAAACAAAGUUGUGUUUUCAGAUACUUUGAUUCAAUCACGAUUGAAUGUGAUUAAAAAACGACAGCUUUUAAAUAGUGUUCAAAAAGAGAAAAGAUUCAACUAAAGAACAAGAUUUGAAAUACGGAACAAUCUUCUUAUUUUGCGUAUGCGCACUCUGUUUUAGUCAACACAAAUCCGAGAAAGUUGCGCUAUUAUGCGUACUGUGUAUGCGGUGGUACUGGCCAACAUGUAGCGGUGGUAGUCAUGCAGCUGUCAGUAAGUUGCAAAUGAGAGUGACGAGAUGUCAUUUGCUGAGCAUAUUAUUUGAAGAAGUUCACCGCGGAAUUUAACAAAAUUCCUGAAUUAACAUGGCACACUUGAAUAACGUGCUGAAAGCCGUGGAAACGUUAAACGCCCUGCGGGAAUUGGACGUUCCGUCAGAUUCUGGUGCAAGGAAGGAAAAGGUAUCGUGUUGCACGAUCAUUGUCGAGGGAGUAUGCUCGCCAACUGUCAAACAGAACGCCAAAUUCCCGCAUAUUCUCACCGCUUCUAUCGAAACACUGUUGGCUUUGUGUAACGACGAAGAAUCGGAUGUCAGAACAGUCGCGGAUGAAUCUCUCAAUAAAAUUAUACGGGCAAUGGUCGACAGUAAUAUCGUCAAGAUACAGAUAGAACUUUACAACGAAAUAAAGAGAAAUGGACCUGCACGUACGUUGAGAGCAGCUCUUUGGAGGUUUGGUUUGUUAAAUCACAUGAUACGCCCAACCAGGGGUAAAGCUUACGUAUCAAAUCUGAUACCAUGUAUAAUUAUAAUCGCACAUCGAUCUGAAGAUAUUGUAAUAGAAACACUGUCACAGUCAUUACCAUUGAUCUUCAAAGUUUUAGGACCAUUUAUGACAGAUAAUGAUGUCAAGAAAUUGUUACGAGCGUUCUUUGAAAAUAUCUCGUCUACUCAAGCUGCCUUUCGUAGAGCGGCAGCAAACAUGAUUCUGACAACGUGUAUAAAUUGUAGGAAGCCACAGUUUUUUUUAAAUUAUGUGUUAAAUUAUUUAUUAGAUAUAUUAACACCCGCGAAAAAUGCUGAGGAUCAUUCGUCUACCAUUAUAGGCGUGUUUGGAUGUUUAAGAGUAAUUUUACCAUAUAUAUGUAAACCACCAGAAUCCCAAGAUGUUGAGACACAGCAAAUCGAUAAUUUGUUACACAUCUAUGAAUUGUGUUUGCAUUACACAAAGUGGCAUUCCGAUCACAAUAUCGUAAAUGCAGCUUUAGAGACCUUGGCGCAACUGUUAAAAAUGCCUGCAAAGUCGUUGGUGUCUAUCUUGUUAUCUUCAGAGGGCAUAACUCAAAGUAGAAUAAUAUCAAAUCAAAAUACGUGUACUCUGUCACUGGGUCAGAUGAGUAUUUCCAGUGCGAGCACCGCUUAUGGUGGAAAUUCCGACUCCAUUUCGAAUUUGCACGAGCCCGGCGUCCUAGAGAUCGCUCCCAACAUAGACAAGUGGAUUGCAGAUGCGGAAACGACGUCGCCAGCCACGUGCAAUGUACAGAAUACACAGAAUGAAUGCGCGAAUGAUGUAAUAGAGAUGAAAGGGAAGAUACUGGAAAACUAUUGCGGUCUGAAAAUCGGAGCUCUCGAUAAUGAACUUGUGGAGGAGGGUAGCGAUGUCGGGAGCGAGGUGGAGAAAUCCGAAAGAGCGCCGUAUCCGAGCUUGCAAAGUGAACAGUCGAAGGAAGAUUAUUCUGAGGAGACCACCUUGUCGUUUGCUUCUCCCAAGAAGUCUUCCUUGGACUUCGUCUUGUACGAAGCGGACAUCGGAAGCUUCACGGACUCGGAUAUGCCCGUCAAGUUCUGCUGCCGUCAUUUGGUGUCAUCCUUCUUGCUGGCGGGCAAACCCGGGCAUCUAAUAUCGGACAAGUUAUUCCGUGUCAGUGUAAAGUCUCUCGCUCUAACGUGCGUAGGUUACAUCCUGAAACUUUACCCGCAUUUAUUUACAAUGACCGUGGCCAAAGAGUCAAGCUGCAACGAGAAGAAUCAAUUGAUCGAAGACAUACUGCUGUUUGCCGAUCAUCCAGAUCCUCAGAUUAGGGGCAACAUAGCCAUGGUGAUUGGAAUCUUUUUAAAGUCUGUAUUCGUUCAGUACGGCGGCUCUUAUCAGAAUUUUGAAAGGGAGUGUUCGAUUCAAAGGGAAAGUGGAAACAUAUUGUUGGAAAACCUGAUAAAAUUACUUUUAAAAAGUUUGGACGAUGAUUCCGCGACCACCUGCCGUCAAACAUUGGACGCUCUGAAUCUCUGCUUACCAGAAUUAUUCGAUUCCGUUGAAAACGAGCAUGGUCUUACGAUUUUAACCGUGUUGCCAAAACUCAUGAAGAGUCCGUACUUUCUGGUGAAAGUGAAAUUAGUCGAUUUAUUGAGUAAAUUGUCAUAUAUUACAAUAGAACAUGUAACAGGACAGUUGUUAUUUCAAGAACAUUUUAUUGAUGUUAUAAUAGCGUUAUUAGGUGAUCAAGAUCAAAGAGUGAGGCACGCCGCAUCUGAUGCUAUUGUUAAGAGUGUUCCGUGUUUAUAUUUUCGGCAUCCGCAAGAAGAUACCGUCACAAAGAAGGCCACUCAAUACACGCAACGAUUUUUAAAUGCUGUGACGUCAAGUAUCUCAGAAUUAUCGUCGUGCCAAGACAAGCAUAAGCCGUUCGUAAACACGUCCAUCAAGCCGUUUGUAUUCUUAAAUUAUUACAACGGGAUGAAUUACAGUUCCAGUGUAGAAAACUCCUUAUCCCGCAUAGUUAACAUCCUAACGGAGAUGCUGACGGUACAUUCGUCCAAGUAUGUGAUAUAUGGAUGCUGUGAAACCCUCUUCUGCUUAAGUGAGACCUAUCCCACUACGGUUUACGUGAGAGGAUGGGAUUGUAUUUUACCAAAGACUCUGUUAAAAAAAUCUAAAAGGAGCAAUGACCGAACGGAUGCGAGCGACAUUGGUUUCGUGAGUGAGAUGAUCUCUUCUCCGGUGGGCAGUGGUCUUCUUUCAGUGACGUUGCCUUUGUUAACAUCGUCGAGUAUUAGUUUAGAUCUGUCGACGCAUCGGCAUUUGAUUCUCCUCGCCGGCAAUCUGGCUUCCGGAUUGGCCAUCUGCAACUUCAAGUCUGGCAGCGAUCCGACAAAGCUGUGGAGUACGUGCAAGGACAGAUACAUGGAACUGCUGCUGACGCAUAUCAUGAGAGUUCUGAACAUCUUCGUGCACGUUAUCGACGAGGUUCAAUUGGCGCAGGCUAGUGGCAAGUCCGUGUUACCGUCAUUGUCGUCCACGCAAACGUUGUCGCCGAAGAAGAAACUUCUACCGGAACAGAAGUCGAAGGAAAGGGGGGAGAAAAUCGGGGGCUUGAGAAGCGGAAGGGAGCAAAUUGGUACAUUCGUCGCCAUGCCGCAUUACAUGAAGAUGCACGACAUCCUGAGAGCAGCGCAUUCGAAUUAUCUGGUCACUCUGGAGCAUGAGGCUAGCGAAAUGUACGUUUCUCUGCUGAACGCGACGCUGGACGUGCUCUCCCAGAUCCUCGAAAUCGCAUCGGUCAACGAAGCAGGUAGAAUAGCGGAAGAAGUGUUAUGUUACCUAAAAACUACCGUCAUACUAUCACCAACGGCAACGGUUCAAUGUGUGCAGCAACUGCUCAAGUGCUUGUUUGGUACGAACGUGUGCGCGCAGUGGACCGAGUUGGACGUGCAGAAGAAUAUGAUGGAUCGGUACGACACGCUGCAAGAUGAUGUCAGGGGAUUCUACAAUCAGUGCUUUCAGUAUCCCGCUAGGCAAAUGGCGAAUACAAUCAAGUACAUAGGGAACAAUUGCCGGGGUGAGAACGAGCCGGAUACCGGGUGGAUAGGAUUACUACGUAGAAAGGGUGAUCGCAAAUUCUCAUCGGUAUUCAAGACGCUGGCGCGAUCUUCCGAUCAGAAAACAUCCGUGGCAUCGUUCAUCCGGCUCUUUGAGCCGAUGGUUAUAAAAUCUUUGAAACAGUAUACUGUCACGAGUAACAUCGCGCUGCAAUGCCAAGUACUGAUGCUGCUAAGUCAGCUGGUCCAAUUAAAAGUCAAUUACUGUCUAUUGGAUUCCGAUAAGAUAUUUAUCGGAUUCGUGUUGAAACAGUUUGAGUAUAUUGAGGAGGGCCACAUACAACAGACUCAAGAUCUCCUGCCAAGGAUAUUCAACUUCUUAGUUCAUCUGUCUUACGAAAAGAAUCACUCCAAAGCGAUUAUAGGUAUACCAAAGAUAAUCCAACUGUGCGACGGUCUGAUGGCCAGCGGACAGCCAGCGAUCUCGCACUGUAUACCUGCGCUCGCGCCCGUCAUCGAGGACAUUUUUCUCAUUCGUAACGGCAGCUCCAGCGCUGUCGAACAACGAGAGUUGGAAACGACGAGGGACGUGCUGAUAGCUAUGUUGCUGCGUCUGGUCGAGUAUCAUCAGGUGGUCGAACUGUUGGCACUGUGUCUGGCGGAGUCUCGAUUCAGCGGAGACGGCAACGGAGAGGAGAAAUGGCGGAGAUGGUCGCGACUGACCAUGGACACUGUGUUGCCGGUACUUGCGGGUGGGAAACUCAAGAUAGAAUCCGAGAAGGCACAUGUCGCGCUGGUGAAAUUAUUCGCAGCCAUCUCGCCCACGGUCUUCCGGCCGGUAGAUCCUCUCCUCAAAAUACUAUUCACCGCAUCGAUAUCUACAACGGCUUCAACUUUAAAAUUGAAACGAUGGCUAGGCAUGAUCAACGUGGUGCUACUUUCAUUGAUCUCUUGCGCGAAGGAGGAGGCGAUGCUGGCACGUCUUUCGGAUCUCAGCGUCUGUGCGACCGAUGUGUCGCGUCUGUUUUCAACGCCUGCUGACACUUCUCCUCACGAAAGUAUGGAUCCGUUGAACGCUCUGGGUACACAGUCGCGCCAAAUGCCACCCGAGCAGAUACUAGCUAGAUUCAUAUUUAGAGUGAUCAACCUGAUAAGCUCGAAGGUGUUCAAUCUGCUUGGCCUGAUAAAUCACAAGUCCGCGGAUCCAUUCGUCGGUUUCUCUGAUUACACGGCGGACGAUAAUUAUUUGGUGCACCAGUUCGCAUUUUUCUUGCAAUUGUGCAUUCACAUGUUUGAAUCCGGCAGUCACUGCAAGGUAGCAAAUGCGACCAUGCAGAUGAUCCAAGGACGUGAUGUGCCCAAUGAUGAAAGCCUGCUGAUUGACGACUUAAACUAUCUAAUGCUCAGCAUCGGAAACGUAUGCCCGACGGUGACGUGCCAGUGGGCUUACCUGAUGAUCCUGUUGGGAUACAAUGAGAUGUCUUUCUGGUCUAAAGUGCUGGGCAGUAAAUCUGAUUACGUCACGCAUGUUCGGCCGAGCGAGAAAGAAAUAUGCGAUCACGCGAGCAGCAAUAUAAAUAUCCAGAUUAUCAGGAGAGGAGGAAUUAUCUUGUUCUGCGACUAUAUAUGUGAGAAUCUCAACGACGUGGAACCAUUGACGUGGCUGUUGGUAAAUCACAUAGAAGAAGCUGUGAAUAUUGCCACCGAGUCUCCGGUCAGAGAUCUGUUGACCACGGCCAUACACAGGAACCCAGCGGCCAGUGGACUACUGGUGCAGGCGAUAGCGACGAAGUGUACAGAUCUGUCUCAACCCAGCUUCAUUAAACGAUUACUGCAAUGUAUCGAAGGUGCUCAUCAUUCGCAAAGCGGCGCGGUAAUAAUGACCCUGAUACCGCGACUUUUGUCCACCAAGUAUCUUGCUCUGUCUAGGAUGGCGGCAAAGAUUGCCAGUCGCAGGGUGGAAAUACUGUUGACCACUAACGCGGACGAUGUGAUUAGUCAAUUGUCGAAGGAUGACGUCGUAAAGAUCUUGACCGUUCUGCAGACCACCAAGCUGGCUAGGAAACACGGCAGCUUGGUUAGCUUGUUGAACAAACUGGCUGUGCAGUAUUAUGAUUUAUCGCCGCUCGAACUCGAUCAGUGCAGGCCAUUCAAUCCGUCUACCGUGAAGAGCGUUCAGCUGGAUCGGAAUUGGUUUCUGUCGCAAGUGAGAUUACGAUGCUGCCACUCCAGCGCUGGCAACAAUCCUAUGGAAUUGGCGCAGUUGUUGAAGGAUUUAGAUUUUGACGACUGCGUGAGCAUCCUCUCCUGUAAGGAGUUUAAUCUAAAGAUCUUGAAGCACUGUGUAAUAUUGGGCGCGAGACUCAGCAUCGAGAGGUGCCAGCAGCUGGAAUUCGGAAGCGCGCAGAACGAGAAGGAUUUUCAUUUUGAUGCAAGCCCCUUAUACGUCGCUGCUAAACAGUGCUUGCUGGAACACAUUCAUUAUAUCUGUGAGCUGAUACCAAAGCCACAUCAGAUUUACAAUCCGGAGGCCAACAACAGUAGCGGCAAGGAGCUAAAGUAUGCUACUAGGCUUGCCGAGUUGCUGAGCGAUUCUCUUUAUUGGGAAAUUCUCUUCACGAUCAUCCCGAUUGUAAAAAUUUACAUGAGGACAUUACCGAAACUGGCCAAGUAUAAUGUAGCAAAGAUCGACGUGAAAUUCGAGGAGGAUAUCGCCAAGUUUUCCAUGUUAUGCCUCGAAUUGGCACAUUGGAUGAUGUAUUCCGACCAAAAGAAGAUUCAUAAAUUAAGGCCGCACGACAUGGAUCUUGCGCUAAGCUGCGCGGCUGAAAUUCUGAGACACGCAGCUCCGAGUAAAAUUUUCGGCGAUAGUGCGCGCCAUACGUGGGUUUGCUCCGCGGCAAUUUGUUUGACCAAAGUCAUAGAGAGCGUGUUAACAACGAUGGACCCGUUGCCGAUUGUUGAUUCUCAAGCUUUAGAACCGGCUCUCCAAGACGACGAGACGAAGGAUUAUGCUCGCGCGUGUAUUCAAAUAGCGUCAAUAGUGGCUUGGCUUGAAAAGUGCCAGGUGGAGGGCUUUACGCGGAAUAUUCCAUCGUACUUAUUCAACACGAUAAAAUCGCUGGUCGUCAGCGUAAGUCGACAGCCGCUAGUUAACUCUUACGUUCUGACGCCACCGUUAGUAUGGAAACGUGGUUGUCACAUCGUCGGUUCAGGUCCCACGAAGUGUUACUUUCCACUGCCAUCAUCCGAAUCGAAUUUUCUGCAAGAGGUGGACAUUCUGGAACAGUUCAUCUAUCGGGUAAACUUACUGGGUUGGACGUCGAGAUCGCAAUUUGAAGAGAUCUGGAUGGCCUUUUUAAGCGUUCUCAACUUCUUGCAAAACGAGAAUAUGCCUUCGGACGAAGUGGUGGUCUUGAUUCAGGCGAGCAGCUUGGCGAUUCAGGCAAUCACGAGAUUGUUGUUACAAACUUUGCUGUUACCGUGCCCCGGCAAUCCCGGCGCCAGCACAUUGAUCCACCAUUCGAGAGAUCCUCAGCUCUCCGUUCACAAGAUCAGUUCCCAGAAAUUAUACGCGAUACAAGAGUUACUCCUGUGGAAGUACGAGUACAUGAACGACAUGGAGAACAGAAACGGCUUGAAAUUAGACCAUAUAUUUCAUCGCGGAAAUGUCGAGAGAACCGCGGUGUCCGACAAAUUUACGUACAGUCAACUGUCGGUCUCUUACCUGUGGUCAUUGUGCAAUUUAUACGAGGACAAGUUGAACGCAUCCGUUCUCGACCUGAAGAACCGACGGAACGACGCGUUGAUGUCCGCAUCGCUCGAUCUAGACUCAUGCCUGCGUUUUCUGAUUGAGCACUACACCAUCUGGAUGUCGCCGCAGGCUAACACACCCGUGCAGCUAUUGACGGAAAUCGUUAAGUCUAUCUUGGCAAUCUCGGAACUCUUCCUCGAGAGAUCGCAAUAUCAGUGGAUGCUGGAUGUGUGUCUGGAGAUUUCGAGGAUUCAUCCAACGGAGAAUGCGAUUCUACAUCAAUACCUGGCUGUCUCCGUGUGCAAAGCCGCCGCUGUUUUAACGCCAUUGGACUUGGAUACUUUGGAUAAGGUGAAGCGUAUAGUGGAUGUCAACUUGAAGUCGGGAUUUCUGGCUGCUCGAGUUUCCGCGCUUCAUGGCUCUCUGUAUUUACUGCAAAGCGCCGUGCUGGCCAAAUGUGAGGAAACGAUGAACGUCAUACAUCCCUUGGCGAUUGAAUAUAUACAAAAGCACAUCGAUUCGCAGGAUUCAAACAGCGUUCUAAAUCAAAGCGAGGAGCAUCAAGGAAUAAUGUGGGCUCUAGUGUUCUUCUUGCUGGAACACGCGGAAGACACACCGCCGGAUACGGAAGCGCCAGCUGUGUUAGAGUUAGUGCUUUCUCUAGUCACAUCACAGGGUAUCUCGUACGGUUUACAUCAGACCCUACUUCAGGGUCUUGAGAGGCUCGUAGCAACAAAAAGCGUGGUGGGAAAAGUCGCCGAGCAGAUCGUUAAAGUCGCGAUGGAUCGAUUGAAGCAGCCGAGCCCGUUACUGGCGCUACCGGCACUGCAGCUUUUGUUGACGUGCAUGUACACAGAGGCGGCCGAUCGGCUGAAUCAACCUAGCGGCGAGGAACCGCCACUACCGGACGUGGAGCCGGAAACGUUGGUUCGAUCCAUAGAGCGUAUCUCUGCGAUAUUCGACAAGAUCCGCAAAGGUCAUCCUAUGGAAGUGGAAGUGCUGUGUACGGUCCUAUCAGGUGUUCUCGGAGACUUCUUCCCGCCAUCAGAAAUCCUGAGUAAAGUUAUAGGGGAAUUCCUGUCUCCGCAACAACCGCAUCCGAGAUUACUCUCUGCCGUUGUCUUUAAAGUCUGUGAAAAAGCAUGUACCUGCACGGAAAUGGAGCUUUUGCAAGACUGGGUGGUCUUUAGUUUACCGAAUUUCAUUCAAAGUCUACCGAUGGCGAUGUCGACUUGGUGCUUAUCUUGCUUCUUUAUAAGCGCAUCGACAAAUAACUGGUUGAGAGCCUUGUUUCCAUAUGUGCAAUCGAGAAUAGGAAAGUACGAGUACGAAGACAAGAAAAUAUUGUGUAUAGCCGCUUCAGACUUUUAUCACAAGUUAUCUAAGGACUCUCAAAAGAAGGCGUUUGUUGAGACUUUCGAGAUGGCUGCGAAAGAACCUGAAACUCCAUUCAGCGACAUUUUAGCCUCCUUUUAAUUAACAUUGACCAUAACGAACAGAAUUUAGAAGAAUUUAGAAGAAUGAAUUCACAAAGAAUUAAAGUUGAACUGUAACAAAAAUCGAUGUACAAUCACUGAUGACGCGCUGUGUCGCGCGUGCAUGUAUAUUUGUAUGUAUGAUGAUAUUUAUUUUACAUUAUAUCCCGUCAAAGAGAGAAAUAUGCAACUUGUUUUACAAUAAACAGUAUUUUUCUUAAAAUCAA
Molecule: messenger RNA, 9288 nt
Organism: Ooceraea biroi (clonal raider ant)
Lineage: Eukaryota; Metazoa; Arthropoda; Insecta; Hymenoptera; Formicidae
Gene: htt
Product: huntingtin
Cellular component (GO): nucleus; cytoplasm
Source: RefSeq, a predicted model, not a curated record